AUGCUCUCACGAACCACGCGGCUGAUCCAGCGCACCCACUCGCACGCUCACCGCGCACUCUCGUCCACCCGCUCACUCUCCUCGCCGCUCGCCGCCCUACGGCCACCCGUCUCGUCCUCGCAUGCCUUCCCUGUCCUCCCCUCGCUCGUGGAUCCCUCGUCGGAGGAGUUUGUAGAGCGCGCGGAGCAGAUGAGGGAGAAGGAGCGCGAGCUGAGAGCGAUGUGGGGCAAGGUGUUGAUGGGAGGAGGAGAAAAGGCGCAGGGCAAGGCGAAGAAGGCGGGAAAGUUGCUCGUCAGGGAACGGAUUGACGCCCUCCUCGACCCGUUCUCGCCCUUCCUCGAGUUGUCGUCCCUCGCUGGCGAAGGGAUGUACGAUGGCAAGGUGCCCGCUGGAGGGAUUGUAACGGGAAUCGGACGCGUGAACGGCGUCGAGUGCAUGAUCGUCGCGAACGACGCAACGGUCAAAGGCGGCUCCUACCACCCCGUCACAGUCAAGAAGCACCUCCGGGCGCAAGAAAUCGCACAGCAGAACAAGCUUCCCUGCAUCUACAUCGUCGAAUCGGGCGGAGCGGCACUUCCGUAUCAGAAGGAUGUCUUCCCGGACCGCGACCACUUUGGGAGGAUCUUUUACAACAUGGCUAGGAUGAGCGCAGAGGGGAUCCCGCAACUUGCGGUCGUGCAUGGGAUUUCGGUCGCCGGCGGAGCCUACGUCCCUGCGAUGGCAGACGAAAACAUCAUCGUCGCAAACCAAGGCUCCAUCUUCCUCGCCGGCCCUCCGCUCGUCAAAGCCGCGCUCGGCGAAGAAGUCGACUCCGAGACGCUCGGCGGCGGCGCGAUGCACGCGCGCGAGUCGGGCGUCGUAGACCACCUUGCGACGAGCGACGAACAUGCGAUUGCGCUUACGAGGCAGGCGGUUGCGGGGUUUGCGGCGAGCGGAAGGGUCGGUGUUUCGCAACCCCAGCAGGUGGAAGAGGUGGACGAGCCGGUGUAUGAUCCGAAUGAGCUCGGAGGGAUCACGGGAACCAAUUUGAAGAAGAGUUGGGAUAUGAGGGAGGUCAUUGCGCGCACGGUGGAUGGGAGCAGGUUUGCAGAGUGGAAGAGCGAGUGGGGGCAGACGGUCGUGACGGGAUUCGCCCACAUCCACGGCCACCAAGUCGGCAUCAUCGCCAACAACGGCGUCCUCCUCUCUCCCUCAGCGCUCAAGGCGACCCAGUUCAUCCAGCUGUGCGAACAGCGCGGCGUCCCGCUCCUCUUCCUCGUCAACAUCACGGGUUUCAUGGUCGGCACCGCGGCCGAGAAGGGAGGCAUCGCCAAGAACGGCGCCAAGCUGGUCCGCGCCGUCGCCGCGACGACCUGCCCCAAGAUCACCAUCAACGUCGGUGGCUCAUACGGCGCGGGCAACUACGGUAUGGCCGGUCGAGCGUACUCGCCGCACUUCCUCUUCGCCUGGCCGUCGUCGCGCGUGAGCGUUAUGGGCCCCGACCAGCUCCAGAGCGUGAUGGAGACUGUCUCGUCCGACACGGCCAAGACGCAGGUCCUCAAGGCGCAGAUCGAGAAGGAGAGCGAGGCGGUGUUUGGCAGUGCGAGGUUGUGGGAUGACGGGGUCAUCCUGCCCCAGGAUACGAGGACGGUUGUCGGACUGGCGCUCGGAGUCGUGACCAAGGCGUGGAAGCCCGAGCAGCGGGACAAGGUUGGCAACUUUGGCGUCUUCCGGAUGUAG
Rhodotorula toruloides NP11 is the source of this 1719-nucleotide messenger RNA. RefSeq names its product 3-methylcrotonyl-CoA carboxylase beta subunit. Gene Ontology annotation, biological process: L-leucine catabolic process. Lineage: Eukaryota; Fungi; Basidiomycota; Microbotryomycetes; Sporidiobolales; Sporidiobolaceae. The transcript is spliced from 11 exons. The record is from RefSeq and is a predicted model, not a curated record. Gene Ontology annotation, cellular component: methylcrotonoyl-CoA carboxylase complex; mitochondrion. Gene Ontology annotation, molecular function: methylcrotonoyl-CoA carboxylase activity. Bases 1 to 1719 code for a protein of 572 amino acids.